UAUGUUUGCAUGCGGCACUUUGACAACAAAACCACAGUCCACUUGAACAGAGCAUCCUGUUGUUGUCUGACAUGCCCCAGGUAAACUGGCGUGAUGAGAGUCCUGUGUUUAAUGCUGCUUUUUCAGAGUAGUGUCCAGCUCCACUGUGACAGAGCUGAGGAGAAAAGCACCGUUGCAGGAACUCUCACAGUCGUCUGUCAUUACAAGACCAACGGAUACCUGUAUAACAAGAAGUACUGGUGCCAUGGAGAAUCACGCAACUGGUGUGAGAUUCUGGCAGACAGCGACAACUUUGUGAAAUGGGAAUAUCGAGGGAGGAUCUUUUUACAAGAUAGACAAGGAGUCUUGCUGAUCAGAAUGACACAGCUCCGUUUGGAUGAUACAGGAGUAUACUGGGUGGGGAUUGACAGACCUUAUACUGAUAUUAUGUGGAAGAUCACCAUCAAAGUGACAGAAGUUCCAGUGUCUCGACCUAACCUGGUAUUCCUGGGCCCUGCUGAGGUGUCUUGCUCAGGACAGCCCCUGAUAGUGCGCUGCAAUAGUGUGCAAGGGACAGGUGUGAAGUACACUUGGUACAAGAGUGUCCAGCCAGCUGAUGUCCCAGUGCAGUUCUCCACUGACCUGACCUUGUGCUGCACCACUCUGGCCGAGAGUCAGCUCUAUUACUGCACAGCCAGCAAUAGUGUGAACCAGGAGCACAGUGACCUUGUGAGAGCAGAACUUCUAAAGCCAGCUGAGGAACAGUGUGCCUAUCAUGUCACUAUUGGCAGCGAUCAUUCUUAUGAGUGCUGGGAUGAAGAGUUAAUGAGCACAGCUACAGCUCUGAUAUCCACUGAAUUCACAGAUGGCUAUCUGCCUUCCUCAGUAGUUAGGGAGGCCAGUGAGUUCAAUGUCUCUGUCAGGUGCAGCUGGACAGUGAAGUCUUUGUCAUAUGAAGUGUGUCGCUGGCUGCUGUUUGUGGCUCUUCUGGUGUCUUUUAUACUUCUGCGCAGAUAUUUCAAGAAUAAAGGGCACAGAAAACACUAUAGUACAUAUCUGGAAAAGAAACUGCACAGAAACUGCAGAGGACUGAAGGAACUCAACAGCAAGGAGAUCAUUUCUUCGCUUUCAGCCCAGCACCUCUGAUUCAGUCUUCUGCUGAGCUACAGCAUGCUGAACUUCACACAAGAGUUACUGCCUUCAUGGGAGAACUGCAGUCAGUGGACAGGUUUCAGACCAUGCCAUUCAUGGGAGGAAUGAAAGUGUUGUGCAGUAUAAACUGUGAUGCCAGACAAUUCCGGUUUACUCAGGGACACUAUAACAUGUGAGAAAAAUACGUUGGUCUUCAGAUAUGAAUACAGCUCAUUCCUAAUCCUAUCAAAUAGAUGCCUUUUAAAGGAAUAUAUACUUUUAAACACUUGUGUACCAACUAUUUUCUUGUGGUAAACCUGGAAUUAUUUGUACCAAUGAAAGUCCAUGAAUGAGUUGCUUGUAGUAAUGUCAACAAUAGUUAUCACUAUUGAUUUGUAUGGGAAAUGUCAGUCUGAAUAGAUUGGUAUUGCUGUACUUAAAAUGUCCACUAGAUGGGGACAGAUCUUGGAGUCCCUCACUUGUCAUAUCGCUCUCACUCUUAAAUUGUUUGCUGCUAUUUCUGGAUUCAGGUACUGGUAACAUGAACUGUCCCUCACGAAGAAAUAUAAAUAACUUCACUAAGCGCUUCUAUAUUGCAUUGCACCCAGCCAUGAAUAAUAGAACAGGGAUCAGACAGGCAGGCUAUUAAUAUGCUCCUAAUCUCCACCUGCAGUCAGCUCGGAUUUCUGUUUUUGAGCAUCUGGUGACCUGAAGGGAGAGGGGGUUUCAGGAAGGUGCCAUUAAAUUAAGUAAACUCACUCCAUUAUAGUUAAAGGGGAGGUGAAAGUGGCGAUGAUGAUAGUCUGUUUCACCUGAACCUUUUUCUAAAUGUUCCGUUGUUGAUAUUGCGGCAGCGCUAAGACAGAUGGGGCAAAUGCUUAAGAAAAUAUGAAAAUAGCAAAUAUUUUCUUCUUGUGUUUUACGUACACUUUGAAACUCAACCUAAAAAUGUUCAACGUUUUUCAAAAGUGGUCAGAUUUUAUUUAAUUUUCUGAUACAGAGAGGAGCAAUUGUGGGGCAUAUCUGACUGAUAACCAGAAACGGUAAUUUCAGCACCACUGCGGUCAUGUAUUGUACCUCCAGGUGGAGCUCAAACCCCACGUUAGAAAGCAACGUCAGGCAAUGGUGCCUGAUAAAUGCUCACAAGGGCAGGCAUGAUCGCGCCUUGGUUAGCACUGUAGUCCUACAGUAUGGCUUCUGCAUUCUAGGUUGGAUUGUAGCCUUUGGUGCCUAUUUGUGUGGAGCUCACUAGGUGAAUUUUCACCAUCUGUUCGAGUUUACUUCUGCUUUCCAAAUGCAUGCAGGUUAGGUUUGAUUUGCAGCUAUAUACAGUAACAAUCUACCCAAGAUUUCAGUCUGGCAGAUUUGCUAAUUGAACAUGCUGUGGCAUACUACAGCCCUGACACACAUGCCACAUGUGUAAGGAGGUUUUCUUCAUCCAGUUUUAGAGCACAGGGCUGAAGAAGGGGGAUUGUGAAUUCAUUUGAAAGAUUAUUCAGAACACAGACAUGUGAUGCAGUACGAGAUGUAAUAAUACAGUGAGCUUACACAGCUGUUCUAAUGAUCAUAUGCAGUUGUCUGCUCUGCAUAAGAACCUAAAAUAGUUACCAGUGAGAUGAGGCUGUUUGACCCAUCUUGUCCAUUUGGUAGUAAGUAGUUAAUGGAUCCAUUUCAUGAAAUAAUUCAGGGCAUCAGGUUCAGUAACAUGACAGGGCAGUUUGUUCCAUAACACCACAACCUUUUGAGUUAAAAAAAGUGCCUAUGGUUGUUUGUUUUAAAUGCAUUCCCAUGUACAGUAGUGUCAACUUCUGUCUAAUGGUUUGUGAUUUGUCUGUUCCCUUGAGGAUUUUGAAUACUUAUCUUAGAAAUAAUUAUCUUUUGAAUGCUUAUUUUCCAUUGUUGUCACUGCAGCAAUGUCAAUUGCCUUGUAAUCUCGUUUCUGUGCAAGACUAAAAUGAUUUAGUUCCUUCUGCCUGUCGGGGCAGGAUGUAAGGAUCAACUUUAAGUUGGUAGGUAAAACCCGGGGUCGUGGCCACAGAUACCUACUCCAGUGUUUCAAAAUUGGCAUGAAGGCCAGGAACCCUCACGAUGAAGGAGAUGUUUAUGAGGUCUAUUAGAGUGGUGUUAAAAUAAGCACUGGGGGAAAUGGUUUAAUUCUGUUUAGUAGUGUUGACAGUCAACAUUAACAGCACAGCUCAUAUGCAAGACCAUGCCCCUUCCUUCAAAUAGAAAGUGUAGUUGUCUGCAUCAAAGGUGCUUGAGGGUUCAGCACCGGUCCCAGGCAUUUUUAAUUGGGCCAGUGAUGCUUCUGCCUUUAUUUUUCCGGUUGAAGGCUGUGCACGUGGUUGUGCUGGGAGUUGGAUGAGGUGCUGCAGUGGUGUGUCUGAGCUGCACAGGGACUCCCUGGGAUCUUGUGCCAGGGUGCCCAGUGGGAGGCAUGGUGAAGUGUGAAAUUGUACCAGCUCAUCAAAACAAACCCGCCCAAGAACAAAGGAGUCAUGACAACGAGACCCAUCCUCUGGUGCAGAAAGACGUCCCUGGAGGACCAAAGCAUCAAUAAUUUCUCCCGCUAAAGCAUUCAUAGCAAACAUGGCUAGCACUUGAUAGGUCUAGUCCCACCAGACACACCUGCCGAAGGCUCCACAGCUGAAAUGUAGUGUUCCUUUUCUUUACCUUUCAGCAUAGUAUGAACCUUUACCUGUUCCUUUUCACACUGAAGCUGUGCCACAUACUCCCACAAUGGCUCCAGGUUGGCAUUAUUGUCAGCGGCUCAGCUGACCAGCUCCUGGUUGUUUUGCCAAGUGUGCUUUUCAGAUCCUUCGUGCAAAUUUUAUACCUUUUCCAGAUUCCAGAAUUCCAGAAAAUUCCAGAAAACAAACAAAAGAAUUGGUUAAACAUUGUUUUAACAAAAAUGAGCCUUUAAAAUUUAAUGAUGUGGAAACAUACUGCCAGGUAUUGUUCAUUUCUUUCAAAUGAUACAGUAAUCCAGGAACCCGGACCUGGGACCUGCAUUUGUUGAAUACUGGUCAGGCCUUGAGCCGUGUUGUUAUAUCAUUUGUAUCAAUUCCUUUUCACAUUCUGACCCAUCUGGACUUGAGCAUGGUGAGGAGAAAAUUAGAUGUUUUAUUUCCGUGAUCAGUUUUUUGUUUAUAUGAAUUGAAAGGAAGCAGCAUUUUAAGAACAGUAGAAAUGUAAAUAAUGGAAAAAAGGCUAUUUGGCCCCAUACGGUGCCUUCAGAAAAUAUUCACCCCCCUUUUCACAUUUUGUUCCUGUUUCACUUCCAUUUUAACACAUUGAAAUAUGUUUUUCUCCC
Lepisosteus oculatus (spotted gar) is the source of this 4423-nucleotide messenger RNA. RefSeq lists its product as uncharacterized. The record is from RefSeq and is a predicted model, not a curated record. Gene Ontology annotation, cellular component: plasma membrane. NCBI's taxonomy places the organism in Eukaryota, Metazoa, Chordata, Actinopteri, Semionotiformes, Lepisosteidae. Gene Ontology annotation, molecular function: transmembrane signaling receptor activity.